This is a messenger RNA of Fusarium vanettenii 77-13-4, 16686 nucleotides long. RefSeq lists its product as uncharacterized. The transcript is spliced from 2 exons. The record is from RefSeq and is a predicted model, not a curated record. Gene Ontology annotation, molecular function: phosphopantetheine binding; catalytic activity. Gene Ontology annotation, cellular component: cytoplasm. Lineage: Eukaryota; Fungi; Ascomycota; Sordariomycetes; Hypocreales; Nectriaceae. Gene Ontology annotation, biological process: amino acid activation for nonribosomal peptide biosynthetic process; secondary metabolite biosynthetic process. Bases 1 to 16686 code for a protein of 5561 amino acids.
AUGGACAUCAGCCAUGACGCAAGAGGCCAGGAAACCCAGGAGAUGGGAAAUCCUGGCCAACUACUGCAUCACAUCUUUGAACACCAAGCGUCUAAGAGCCCUGAGAGUUGUGCCUUGGAAUUCUUUCCCCAGGGCCGUCUCACCUACCACGAGCUCAACAGCCGGUCCAACUCUCUGGCACGCUUCUUGCGUGAGAAGCAACUCCCUGGUAGAGAUGUCGUUGCUCUCUCCUCGGAGAAGUCGCCGCUGCUCGUCGUUGCGGUGCUGGCUGUCCUCAAGGCUGGCAUGGUUUGGAUACCACUGCCCGCCGAUGCAACAGAGGAUCGGAUCCAGUACAUCUUGGAGACUUCUGAGGCCGGCCUCAUCUUGAACUACACUUCCAAUACACCCUCUAUCAGAACUGGCUUAGAUGUCAUCCACCUGAAUGAGAUGUUUCAAGAUGACAGCCCCUUACCCUACACUACGACAAACCUAGAUCUUGACUCUCGCUCCGAGAGAGAUCUCUGUCACAUUCUCUUUACCUCUGGCUCGACGGGAAUCCCCAAGGGUGUCAUGAUUGAGCAUCGAGCUGUGAAGCACAACGCCCUAGAGCUCACCAAGAUGUUCAACCUCGAAUCAAACACGCGAACUUUACAAUUUGCAGCACCUACGUUCGAUAUCUUUGGACUUGAUCUCUUCAUGACGUUUGCCUGUGGGGGAUGCCUGGUCAUGGCUCCUCGUGAGCUCAUCAUGGAAGACAUGACUGAGUCCUUGCUCAAGAUGAACAUCACCUACACACAACUUACCCCAACCGUCAUUCAGACCAUUGCCCCCGAGAGAGUGCCAAACCUCCGCGUUUUGGCGAGUUCUGGAGAAGCUCUGCCUCAAUCAUUGGCCGAUCGGUGGAGGCAUAACGUCAAGUUGUUCAACGCCUACGGACCAACUGAGACCAUUGUCUGCACCGUCGAGGACCUCAGCAAAAACAAGGACAUCGAUGCGUCAUGUGUGGGCCGCCAAGUCCAUGGGCUCGAUGUACGGCUUUUGGCUGGUGAUGAAGCGACACCAGUUCCUUUCGGUGAAGUUGGAGAGAUUUGCGUGGCAGGUCCUCAACUUCUGCGGGGAUACUUGUCAAGCAAGGGCCAGUUUGAGGCUCCCGAGUACUACGUCGACGGUGUGAGAUUUUACCGGACGGGUGAUCUCGGACGAUCAGAGCUCUCCAAAGCUGGAGUUCGCACCAUCAGACUCAUCGGUCGCCGAGAUGCUGAGGUCAAGCUUCGCGGUAUCCGAAUCGACCUAGCUGAAGUCGAGCGGUCCAUUGUGACCUGCCCGCAAGUGGAUAAGUGCGUCGUGGUCAUGCCUCGAAGUGGGAGUUCUUCGGGGAGUCUCUCGACCUUUGUCGUGUUGAGCAAUGUCCCUGAUGCACAUGGCACAGAAUCCUCUUUCGCCACAGACCUGAUCCCACUGCUUGGGCCUUCUGAAUGGACUUGCUCCAUUCUCGGGGAGGUCAAGAAGGUGGCGUCAAAACAGCUGCCUUCUCUUACCAAGCCAAAAAUGUGGUGGCCUAUCAGAAGGAUACCGUUAACCUCCAGUGGCAAGGUCGAUCGUUUCCAGCUACGGUCUUGGCUGGAACAAUUGCAAGAAGACGUCCUUCUCGAACUCAUCCAAGGCUAUGGCUCCCAGGCGGUGGAUCACACUCUUGAAGCUAGUGCUGAGGAGAAGCAGUUUCAGGCCAUAUGGGCAGAGGUCCUCCUUCGCCCUGCCUCAGCCAUCCCCGUUACGGACUCUCUCGCAGACCUUGGCGCGGACUCACUCGAUGUGAUUCGAAUGGCUAGCAAGUCAAGAGACGUCGGAAUUGAAUUCAACGCUGCAGACAUCUUCUCGGCAAAGACAAUCCGAGAACUUGCCAAGAUAUGCAGGCCUACAGAUGAGAAGCCAACAUCGACUCAAGUCACAGCACCGCCCCCUUACCGACAAUUCAGCCUCCUUUCUCCAAACACACCUCUGGCACCCUUGAUACAAGAUGUGGCUGAGAUGUGCUCAAUCCCAGUCGCCGACAUCGACGACAUUUAUCCUUGCACACCCUACCAGACAGCGCUCAUGGCCUUGGACAUCAAGUGUCCUGGCUCAUACAUCUGUGCCUUCAGUUGGUCUCUUCGUCAUGAUGUCGAUCCUGCUGGUCUUCAACGUGCUUGGGAUACUCUGAUGAGCUCUCAACCAGCACUGCGAAAUCGUCUCAUCUGGGAUGUCGAUGAACAGCAGUUCUUGCAAGUCCAAGUUCGGCAUCGUCCAUCCAAGUGGAGCGAGUCUCUUUACGAGGCAGACAUGUCCCUAGGCUCUGAUCUUUGCCGCGGAUUGACCCUAUGGGAUGAUAGCCGACAGCAGUGGACGUUCCACCUCAAGAUCCACCAUAGCAUCAUUGAUGGGUGGUCCUUGCAGUUGAUGCUCAACCAGCUGAAGAGGAUAUACUUUGGUGAAGAGGACAAGACGUUGGGUGGUGCUGCCUACUCGCACUUCGUGCAACAUCAGCUUUGGGAGCGAGAAGUCAUGCGAACUGCUUCGGCCCAGUUCUGGGCAGAAUAUCUUGACGGUUACGAGGGCGUUGAGUUUCCACCCGAACCACAAGAUCCACAUCACGACGUCCACGCGACAGAUCACCAGUCGCUCACAGUGAUACUCAAGCUCCAAGAUCUGGCCUCUAGAUUCGGCGUGACGCCAGCUGUCAUUCUGUAUGGCCUCACUGCACUGAUACUGGGCACGCACGGUGAUACCGAGGAUGUGUCCAUGGGCUUGAUCUUAGCAGGAAGAGAUGCGCCUGUUGGCGGAGUGUUUCACAUGAUUGGUCCUGCCUUUGCAUGUGUUCCUUUCAGAACUCGUCUCGAUCAUCAGAUGUCUUUACAAGACUUCUUCCAGCGAGUUCACGCCCAGAUCCUCGCCAUCAACCCCCACCAGCAGUAUGGUCUUGAGCAUAUUAAGAAGUGCGGCCCGGGAGCAGCCACUGCUUGUCAACUCAAGACUCUCGUCGUCGUGCAGCCUGAAGAUGAGCGACUGGCUGGCGAAGGACUCUGGGCCGAGGUCCACGGUCAAACCUCAGGCCUGGCCGAUAGCAUCCCCUUCUCUCUUGAGUUGGUGCUGGCAGACGACAAGGUCUUGAUCAACUGCAAUUCGGACCCAGCUGUUCUAUCUCUACAACAUGCUCAAAUGGUGACUGGUCAUCUGAAGCGAGCUCUUGAGAGUCUUUCGGAUCUUUCUACGGAACAAACUCUCAGAGAUAUUCAGAUGUCGCCCGAGAACCAGGAUCAGCGCAUGCUGGAGUGGAUCGAGUCUUAUGGGCCUGCAGUCGAUGUUUGCUUGCAUGAUCUGCUGAAGAAGUCUGCCGAUAUCUACCCGGACUACGAUGCUAGCUACGAGAGCGCAACCGGAAACAAGCUGAACUUUCGAGAGCUUGAUUUAGUAUCCAGCAGCCUGGCAACCUAUCUCGCUACUUCAUGCCAAGUAUCACCAAAGUCGAUCGUUCCCAUCGCUAUGGAAAAGUCUACUCUCGCCAUCGUCACCAUCUUUGCAAUCCUCAAGACCGGCUCCGCUUACAUCCCACUCGAACCUAGUUGGCCGCUCGAACGUGUUCGAAAAAUCGUGGAUGAUGCGGGCGCUACUAGUAUCGUCUGCUCGCCUGCCAUCGCGGAUCGAUACGGGAGUUUGCAACAACACCUUGUCACGAUUGACGAGCAAUGGACAGACCCAAGACACAUUGAUCCAUCUGAGAGUGUGCUUCCUCAAGCAUCCCCCUACGACUUGGCUGUGUUGAUGUACACAUCCGGGAGCACAGGUAUGCCAAAGGGGGUGAUGCUCGAACAUCGAGCGUUGAGUACAAGCUUGACCCACCUUGCUCGCUGUUUUGCCCUCCAACCCGGCGACCGACACCUUCAGUUCUCGUCGUUCGUCUACGAUGUCAGCAUCUCUGACAUCUUCAUCCCUCUGUUGUCUGGAGUCUGCAUCUGUGUCCCAACCGAUGACGAGCGACUAAAUAGAAUAUCGGAAACGAUACGGAGGAUGAAGAUCAACUCGGCCACUCUUACGCCAUCAAUUACCGGGCUCAUUGCUCUUGAGGAUGCAGGCACACUCAAGACAAUCAUGACUGGUGGUGAAAUGACCAGCCGCGCCCUCAUGGAGACAUGGGCACCGCGGAUACGAUUUCUCAACGCAUACGGACCCACGGAGGCUUCCAUCACUACAACUGUCACGGAUCCUUUGACCGUGGACUCGGAUCCCGGCGUCAUCGGUCGGAAUGUCACUGGGUGGCAUCUCAUUCUUCGGCGUGAUCAACGUGGCCAGCUCUACGAGGCUCCACUGGGCUGCACUGGAGAGAUUGCCAUUGCUGGACACAGUCUUGCCAGGGGAUAUCUCCGCAACAAAGAGCUGACGGAGAAGAGUUUCGUAAACCUUCCAUCUCUGGAGGGAUCGCAACUCCCGUCGCGCGUGUACCUCACCGGAGACAUUGGACAGUACGAGCAGGACGGCUCUGUUCGCAUUCUUGGCCGUCGAGACAGGAUGAUCAAGAUCAACGGAAUCCGUGUCGACCCCGGAGAGGCUGAGGAUCAGCUCCGGAAACUCGGAGAACAGUUCUCUUCAGCAGUGGUUCAGUGUACCGUUGACGACAACAAGGUCUCCAGGCUGACUGCCUUUGUCACCGUCAGCCCCAGCAAGGUCAUAACAAACGAAGGCUUCAUCCUUCCUGAUGAAUGCAACUACAACUUCCGUGAGAUGUGCCACGAAGGACGGUCCCGGUUGCUUGAGCUUCUACCAGUGGCCUACGUCCCCACCAUCUUCGUUCCUGUUCGGUGCAUCCCCUCGACCGCUUCCGACAAGGUAGACCUGAAGCGACUCAGAGACGAGCUACAGAAGCUACCAUUGGCACCCUUCAUCAUUACUUCGGACAACGAGACAGAUGAAGACACGGAAUUCGAUGCGGGCCUAGAGACACCGAUCGAGCUGGUCUUGGAGAACGUUUUCCGCAAAGUCUUCAACAUCACCGGGCGUUUGAGUGCGGCUGCCGACUUCUUCCGGCUGGGCGGUGAUUCAUUCACAGCCAUCAGGCUAGUGAGCGUCGCCAAGGAGAACAACCUGGAGAUUACAGUCCAGCAAAUCUACCGCCACCCACGACUCAGAGACCUGGCAGCUGUCGCGCGGUACAAGAAGGCGACUGUUGUCGACGUCGAGGCUGAGAUUGAGGUGCAGAAAUCGUCUCUUUCGGUCACUGUUUCUCAAGAGGCAUGGAAGGAGAUUGAAGACACAAUUGGGGUCGUCGCCGACGAGAUUGAGGAUGUGUAUCCAGCAUCCCCCUUCCAAGAAGGACUCAUGGCAACCUCUUUAAACGGUGUCAAGGGAGACGAGAAGGCAACCUACCGCGCCAAAAUGGUCUUCCAAUUGGCCAAGGGCACGGAUGCUGCUCUCCUGACACGGGCGAUGGACAAGGUCGCUUCACGGAAUCCGAUCUUACGAACAAGGCUUGUGUCCACAUCCGAGGGACCAGUUCAAGUUGUCGUCAAACACUCAUCAGAUCAAAGCCAACAGAUGAGGAACAAUUCUCUUUUCCAAUACCAGAUCGACACAGACUCCUCUCGGCAUCAUACAAGACUAGUCAUCACCAUGCAUCAUGCCUUGUACGACGCCCCUACACUGCAUCUUCUACUACAGGAUGUCAACCUUUGGUACAGCAAUCCCAUGGGCGCCAAGCCUUUGCCUGUUCCGUACCGAAAGUUCGUCGACUACCUUGAUGCGACAGACUCGGAAUCUGCAAGCCGGUACUGGACAGAGACUCUCCGUGACGCCCCAUUGACUUCCUUCCCGCCAGUGGGGGAGAGCGAAGGCCAGAUAAGAGCAACUGAGCACCUAGAUCUAAGCACAAGAGUAUCUUUAGAUCUCUUUCAGAAGUCCGGAAUCUCCCCUGCCACCUCUGUAGCAGGUGCCUUGGCCCUGCUUCUGUCGUCUUACAGCUUUGCCGACCAAGUCUGCUUUGGCAUGACUCUUUCCGGUCGCGACAACCCUGAACUUGAGGCUGUGAUGGGCCCGACACUGUCAACUGUUCCUAUGCGUGUUCAUGUAUCCCCUGAGCAAUCAACGAGUUCUCUGCUUCAAACUAUACAGAGCUCGAUUUUGGAUAUGCGUCAUCAUCAGCACUUUGGCCUCAAGAACAUUAUGCGGUUGCCAGAGCAAGGUCCCAAAAACGCCAGCCGGUUUAGGACACUACUUGUUGUGCAGCAGGGCCGAAGCAGCGAGGAUGACACCCCUAGAGUCAUUGAGAAGCUGCUGACCAAUGAGUCCUCGAUGUAUGUCGAGUAUCCUCUGGUCAUCAUUGCGCAGAUAAGCUCGACCACAGGAUCAGUCAACUUCAGAGUUGAGUUUGACCCCAACUGUAUCUCAAACAUUCAGGCACGACGGUUCAUUCAGCAGCUGGAAAAGACGAUGGCCGAGCUUUCACUGCCAGAUCGCUCAGUAUCUGAGUUGGAUCUGAUCAGUUCCGCCGAUCUGGUCGAUGUUGCAGCAUGGAACCCUUCUCCUCCCGAGCCCCCCUCUAGGAGCAUCUGCCAAAUAUUUCAAGACGUCGCUUCACGGCAGCCUGACCUGCCUGCCAUGGAAGCUAUCGCAGGCGAGAGACCUGACACUGUCCAACGGACGACGUACAAGGAACUGGAUGACAUUUCUACUGUGCUCUCUAAGUCAAUCAGUCAACAUGCCCCCAAUAGCCCGCGGAUCGUUCUCUGUCAUCACACCCCUUCACUUAUUCUCACGGGUAUGCUGGCGGUCUGGAAAGCCAACAAAUCGUUUACAACUAUGGAUCAUUCCUUACCACUCGAACGCCGUCACGCAAUCCUCUCUGAGUUAGGAGAAGAUACUGUCGUGCUAACAGAUUCUUCCGAAGCCGAGACCUUUACACCUUUCCGCACUUGCAUCCUUGACGAGAUGCUGCAUGAAGCUGAUAGGAGCCACGUUGCGUCGAGCCCUCACAGUCUUUCAGAUCCUGCCUAUGUUUUCUUCACCUCUGGGAGUUCCGGUACACCCAAGGGAGUUGUGGUAAGGCACUCGGCCAUUGCUUUGUCUCUAUCAGAUGUCAGUGCAACAAUGGGGCUGGGCAAGACAACCAGGAUGCUUCAGUUUGCAACUUGCACAUUUGACACAAGCCUACUGGAAAUUUUCGCGACUUUGAUUGCCGGGGGUUGUGUUUGUCUUCCUGCACCGAGUCAACGUCUUGAUGGAAACCUUGGCCACGCCAUCAACCAACUGCGAGCGAGCCAUCUCGUUCUCACGCCGACCGUCGCCGGGCUUCUCUCGCCACAAGAGCUCACCGGCGUUCAAUCACUGAUGCUCGUUGGAGAGCCCCCUUCAAAGCAACUCAUCGAGACUUGGUCUGAGAGUUCCAUCAACGUGAUGAACGGCUACGGUCCAACGGAAGCCAGUGUUCACACGUCGACGAACCUCUCAUUGCAACUUGGAGACCCACACAACAUUGGUCAAGCAACGGCUUGUAACCUUCUUCUUGUGGUGCCUGAUGAGCCCAGCAAGCUCGCCCCCAUCGGAGCCGUUGGAGAAUUGGUCAUCUGCGGAAAGACGGUGGCGGAUGGUUACCUCAACAACCCUGAGCAUACGAGAGAAGUCUUUGGAACCAAGCCUCCAUGGGCUAUCUGGGCGGAUUCUGCAUCUGAGACUCGUUAUUAUCGCACGGGUGACCUGGCACGUUAUGCCGCAGAUGGGUCCAUCAUCUACAUGGGUCGGAAGGACCUGCAGAUCAAGAUCCAUGGGCAGCGUCUUGAACUCGCCGAGAUCGAGUCUCACAUCAGGAGAUCGGGCCAAUUCACAGACUGUGUGGUGGAAGUGCUGCCCUCCGCAACACUCGUGGCGUUUGUUCUCACCGGCGAGCUUGGAACAGGCGUCUACAAGGGUCCUCUGCCAGUAGGACAAAUCGACGAGGCAGCUUUGAGUCAGACACAGAGCCGCCUGCGUUCAGCUCUUCCGGAGUACAUGGUUCCCACUGUCUACGUCCCCUGCACGAGCUGGCCCACAACGGCAUCAGGAAAGAUUGACCGUCGACGACUGCGUGCUGAUGUCGAGUCUUCAUUGGACAGCUACAGAUUCCAGCAAAAGGGGCCAAAGAGAGGCGCUGAGACAGCAGAGCAAAGGGCCUUGUUUUCGAUCAUCGCCGAGGUCAUGUCGAUCGCGGAAGACAAGAUUGGCCUGGACGACUCCCUCUCCUCGUUGGGUGGUGACUCAAUCACCAUGAUUCGCAUACUUGCACUUGCUCGGCAGCGCAACUUGGACAUUGAUAGAACCAAGAUUUUUCAGUCGACUACGCUCAAGGAAAUGGCCAAGAGUUCAAGUUCACAACGUUUGGCGCCCACUAGUGAGGGUAUCGCUGCCCCCCCACCAUUCUCCUUGGUUCCUUGGGUGGAACAGGAUGCCCUCCGUUCCAAGGCUGCCACACAGUGCCAUGUUCCCAUCGAGUCUGUUUUGGACGUGUAUCCCUGCACUGCCAUCCAAGAAUCCCUCAUGAUCGCAUCCGCCAAGACACGGGGUGCCUUCCUCAACCAAGAGGUGUUCCGACUACCCUCUAAGGUAUCAAUCGACAACCUCCUCCAAGCUCUUCAAACACUGUGGCGCCGCCAUGACAUUCUACGAACUCGAAUAGUCUUGGACUCGGACUAUCGGGGCUUGCAGGUUGUCAUUAGGGAAAAUGUUGACGUGUGUCAAACCUACUCGGAGAGCAUUGACGAUUUCCUACGGGAGGAUAGUCUCACAGCCUCUGAGUACAGUGCAAAGCUUUCUCGGUGUGCAAUCAUUACUUCUGAGUCCUCUUCAUAUCUGGUCCUGUCUCAGCAUCAUGCAGUCUUUGACGGCUGGUCUAUGGGUCUUCUCAAGGACGAGGUACAGAAGCUGUAUCGCGACCCAGAGACCCAGCUACCACCCACCCUACCAUAUGCCCUUUUCGUCCGCCACUCCCUGGACGUCUACAACAGCACCGAAGCUCACCGAUUCUGGGGAGCUCAACUCGCCGAUGUCCAGGUUGGAUCAUUGCCCCAAGUGCGACCCAACGAGACGUUUGCUGCCAAUCGAAAGCACGCCCUCACAGUUGACUUCACCAACAAGUCUCUACACACACUAUCAACUCUGGCGGAAGCUGCCUGGGGUGUGCUUCUAGGGCGAUACUUUGACUCUGAAGAUGUCUGCUUCGGUAUCGUUCGGUCUGGACGAACGGUCCCUGUUUUGGGAAUUGACACGCUCAUUGGUCCUACUCUUGCAACCAUCCCCCGUCGCUUGCGCCCAGCCCGGGAGCAGGAAGUCCAAUCUUAUUUGCACCAAGUCCAGGGCGAGGCCAUCCAAUCCAUGCCAUGGGAGCAGUACGGUCUAUCAAAUAUCCGCAAGAUCGACGACAAUUCCUUGCAGGCCUGCAAGUUCAGCUCGAUGCUCGUCGUUCAACCACCGGUCGCCGAGGACGAGGCAGCAUUGCUGAUACCCGAGGACCACUUGGCCAAGGGCUUCAUCGAUUCGGACUGUGUAAUCGUCGAUUGUCGACCGACUGGAGACGGUGAAGUUACAGUCACAAUCAUAUAUGAUGACCGUCUCAUGUCCAACGACGAUGCCCAGUGGGUUGCGUACCACUUCUCUCAGACGCUUGAGCAAUUGAGCUCGGGUAAAAACACUACGAUUGAACACUUGAACCUCUCUGGACAACAGAGGCUGGAUCAAGAAUUCGAGUGGAACAGCACCGAGAUUGACGCCUGUCACCGACUUGUCGAUGAGAUUUUCAGCGAGAGAGCAUCUCAAUGGGCAGACUUACUCGCGGUUGAGGGCCCUGAUGCGAGCCUCUCGUAUCAGCAGUUGGAUGCCUUGUCUUCUGUCGGGGCAUCCAAGCUUCGGUCAGAGCACGGCGUACGUCGUGGGAAUCUCGUGCCGCUAUUGAUGAGCAAAGGCGCGGCCAUGGUUGUCGCGAUGUUUUCCGUCUUGAAGGCUGGAGCAGCUUAUGUCCCUCUUCCCCCAGACGUUCCGCUUGAUCGUCUACGCUUCAUCACUGGGGAAACUGGUGCCCAGUUGGUCGUGACCACGGCCAAUUACGACCAUUUGGCACAGGACUUGUCACUCCCGGCCGUCACUUGGGACGUUGCGCAGCUCAAGAAGCAAUCUUCUCAAGUGUCCGCCAGGGGCAUCGAUGAAGAGGACGGCAAUGAUUCUCGCUCCUGUUCAGAUCUCGCCUAUCUACUCUUUACUUCUGGCAGCUCGGGAACACCAAAGGGAGUCAUGAUUGAGCACUCGGCUUUGGCAACAACGGCGCUCGUGAAUGGCCGCCAUCACACAGCCUACCAAGUGGGGACACGCACCCUGUCUUUCGCCGCCUACACGUUCGAUGUCAAUGUGAUUGAGGUCUACAUGACACUACUUCACGGAGGUUGUCUCUUCAUCCCACCCGACGAUCGGCGACUCGGGGACCUCUGCGGCUACAUCAACGAGAAACAGAUCGAGUUCGCCUACCUGACUCCGACCACGAUCCAAAACUUGGUUCAGUCACCAAGCCGUGUGCCAUCAAUCAAGGCAUUGCGGGCCGGCGGUGAGCCUCUGUCCAAGUCAAUCAUGGAGACAUGGAGCCAGAGUGUUCGGCUCAUCAACUCGUACGGCCCAACUGAGACGUGUGUCGAUGCGAGCCAAAACCCAAAGGUCACGCCCAACAGCGAUCCCAAUAAUAUUGGGUUUGCUAUUGGAGCUUACCUUUGGGUCGUCAACCGAGGUGACUACACGUCCCUCGCACCUAUUGGAUGUCCGGGAGAACUUCUGAUCUCUGGGCCUACCCUAGGCAGGGGAUAUUUCAAGGAUGAGGAACGCACACAAGCAGCAUUCAUCGAUGGGACCAACUUGCCAUGGGCGAAGCCGGGAUAUGAGCGGUUCUAUGCCACAGGAGAUAUUGUCCAGCGGAAUGCCGACGGGUCCAUCACAUACAUUGGCAGAAGAGAUCUCCAAGUCAAACUCAACGGUUUCCGCAUUGAACUCGGCGAGAUCGAGCACAACAUUGAACAAUGCCCAUCCGUGGCCUCUGCCGUGGUUGACAAGAUCACACUGCAAGGCGAUGGCCCCGAUGCUCUUGUGGCUUUCUUUACUUUGGCUGGGGAAGAGGCUCGCCAGGAGGAGCUUCUUCUGCCUGUGUCUUCCAAGAUGCGCGCCACCAUUCAAGACGUCCAGACACGCCUUGAGGGCAAACUGCCCCCCUACAUGGUUCCACGAGCCUAUUUGCCGCUUUCGCGUAUUCCGCCUACCCUAAGCGGGAAGACGGAUCGAAAGUUGCUGCAACAACUGGGGGCUCAACUAGCUCCAGAUCAGAUGCUUCAGUAUCAAGGCUCAGCGAGCGUCAUUCGGGAGCCGUCAACAGUCUUUGAACGAAUCUUGCAAGGCCUCUGGGCUCAAGUCCUCAAGGUCGAUCCCAAGCAUCUGGGGCUGGAUACCCAGUUCACUCGAGUCGGUGGAGACUCGCUUCAUGCCAUCAGCCUGGCUUCGCUAUGCCGGGGUGUCGGGCUGAAGCUCGAGGUCGCUGACAUUCUGCGCAUGCCUCAACUGGAGCAGAUGGCUGGUCAUUUGGAACGCAACCAGUCAAAGCCAAAUGCUGUCGAGCGAAUAGAGAAGAGUCAGGCCGAUUUGAGGCAAGAGUGUGAUCCCGAACUGAAGGCUCAAGUCUCACAGGCCUGCAAUCUCUCUCUUAGCGACAUUGAAGAUGUGUAUCCAUGUACACCAACUCAAGAAGCACUCAUGGCCUCGACAGUGAGGCAGCCCGGAGCGUACAUCGAUCACAGCAUGUUCUCUAUUUCCUCAUCCACGGAUGUCCACAAACUUCGAGCCUCGUGGGACAUUGUUCAUCAGUCCAACCCCAUCCUCCGGACCCGGAUCUGUUCCGCAGUGAUGGGCGAUCGCGUCCAAAUGGUGCAAGUCGUGACGCGCUGCCCAAGCGAAUGGAUCGACUCCGAUAGCGAAUCCUUGGAGAUGGGACUUGGAACGUCCUUGAUGAGGUUCAGACUUCGACCUUCUGAGCAGGGCUUCAUCUUUGAGUUUUGGAGACAUCACUCCAUCUUUGACGGCUUCUCCUCUAAAGCACUCUGGCAAGAUCUUGAGCACGCGUUCACAUCAUCUACGCCGCCCAAAGCCAGGCCUUCUUACCGCAACUUUGUCAAUUUUGUGCAAGGGGAGGAUGAUGAAGAGGCUGCCUCUUUCUGGCAAACCCAGCUUGAAGGUCACCAACGAGAGGCCUUCCCUGCACUUCCCUCUCCGGACUACGCGCCUGAGGCCCAUUCAGCGACAAGCCAAACACUGGAGAACACUCUAAGCUGGACUUCCGACUGUCCAUUUUCCUUCGCGACCGUUGCCCGGGCAGCCUGGGCUGUCAUUCUCGGCAUGAGAAGCCGCACCUCGGAUGCAAACAAGGACAUCUGCUUUGCUGCCACAGUCUCUGGUCGUACUGCUCCCUUGGAAGGCAUUGAAGACAUUGUUGGUCCGACCAUCACCACCACACCCGUGCGAUUGCAGUUCAACCUCGACGACACUGUUUCUGGCCUGCUGGAGCAUGUUCACCAUCAGUCCUUGUCGAUGCUUCCUUUCGAGCAUUUCGGCCCGGGUCGCAUCCGAGACAUCAGCUCUUCGGCCCGUGACGCCUGCGCGAGCGUGAAUCUGUUGGUCGUGCAGCCAAGUCAGCUUGCAGAUGGAACUCUACCUCUUGGCUUGCAACGGAUGGUUGAAGAAGAGGCUGUUGAUGGUCUCAGCGAACCAUUUGGCCUCGUCAUGGAGUGCAGUCACAACCCAACCAUUGAUCAACUUACUGUCUCGGCUGCCUACGAUGGCUCGCUGCUGACAGCGCCUGAAGUAGGCCACAUUCUACAGCAGUUCCAACAGAUGAUUGCUAUGUUGCAUCGUGGUGCUUGUGGAGCCUCAUCCAUCCGAUCCGCUCUGUGGGAACUUGCGGAAGGGUUCGAUCUUGAGAGGACCAUCCAGUGGAACUCAUCCGGAGACACAUCGCACCCAACACAGCUUCACAAGCUGGUUGAAGAAACCGCCAACCGGUACCCCGAUCAGAUAGCCGUUGACUGUCACGAUGGGCAGAUGUCAUACGCGGAGCUUAUCGCGGCCUCGGAAGCUCUAGCGCUCAUCCUACAAGACAACUAUGGCGUGAGACCAGGUCACCUCGUGCCCAUCUGCACGGAAAAGUCACGUUUCAUGAUCAUUGCCAUUCUCGCCGUCAUGAAAGCUGGAGCAGGCUACGUUCCGCUCGACACGAACCAUCCCGAGGCACGCACAGAGCUGAUUCUCAACGAGAUUCAGGCCAAUUUGGUCAUCGUGUCUCCCCUGCAGGCUGGCCGCAAGCAAUUCCCAGUGCAAACACUAGUGGUCAGCCCGGAGCAUCUACAGGCUCGAGAUACAGCUACUGAGCUGCGCAUUUCUUCUCCCGAUGACAUUGCCUAUGUCAUCUUCACUUCAGGCAGUACCGGUACCCCCAAAGGUGUUGUCAUGGAACAGAAGGCCGCAAGCCGGAGCAUUCUUGAGCAUGCGCAGCGCUAUCAGCACGCCAGUCAAGGCACACGGCGCCGCUCUCUGCAGUUCAGCUCCUACACAUUUGAUGCGAGUGUGGUGGACAUUUUUGCUGUCCUCGCAUCUGGAGGCUGCGUCUGCAUCCCGUCUGAGACCCAGGGCGUCGAUGUUCUCGAGAGCUUUGUUCAACAAAAGCAGAUUAACUUUGCUGAUCUCACUCCGACUGUCGCUAAUCUGCUGGAACCCUCCAACAUGCCCAGCCUAAAGACCCUCGCUGUUGGAGGCGAGAUGACCAAUCGUGCGCUGCUGCGCAAAUGGACGGGGCCCGACUCACCAGUUGAACUCAUGCUCAACGCCUACGGCCCCACUGAAGCUGGCAUUGCAUGCGCCAUGGGCCACCUCACGGCGACUUCAGCAGUUGGCCAAGUUGGGAAGCGAUUGGCCGCUGGACUCUGGAUUGUUGAUGACUUUGACCACAAUCACCUCGUCCCUAUCGGUUCCGUGGGAGAGCUUGUGGUGACGGGCUCGACUCUUGCUCGCGGUUAUCUGAAUGACCCAGAGAAAACAAGCGCAGUGUUCCUGGACAAUGUGGCCUGGCUGUCCAAGGUGGGCGAGCAGCGGCUCUACAAGACGGGUGAUCUUGCCCGGUUCGAUGUCGACGGGCUUGUUGAGAUCGUUGGCAGACGAGAAGACAUGCAGAUCAAGUUCCGGGGACUCAGAAUCGAGCUGGGCGAGAUUGAGACAGCGAUUGGUGCCUCGUCUUGGGCGAAGCGCAUCCGGCGUGUCGCUGUUGCCAAGAUGCAUCGCGAUGAGGUUCCGAUUUUGGCAGCCUUUGUCCAACUCGACACUGUCCAAGCAGAUCCUACCGAGUCCAUCCUUGGCUCGCCAUCAGAAGAGUUCCUUUCCUUCGUUUCAGUCAUUCAACAGGAUCUUCUCAAGCAACUACCAGAGUACAUGGUGCCACAGCUCUGGCUUCCUGUCUUCAACUGGCCACUGAUGGCAUCAAGCAAGACGGACCGCAAGAAACUCGUUGCUGAGGCUGAAGGCCUCACUUCGAAGCAUACAUCUGAAUACCAACGAGUUCCCUCCACCAAGACCCAAAGCGCACCCUCGACAAAGCUUCACGAGACAGAAGAGGCGAUCAAGGAGGCAUGGCUUCAAGUCUUACACAAGGAUGCUGACUUUGACGUUCAACCUCAAGAUGACUUCUUCAGACUUGGAGGAGACUCGUUGACGGCCAUCAUGCUCGUUGCCGUCCUGCGGCGCAGCGGUAUCUAUAUCGCCGCCCAAGAUGUGUUUGCUGAGAAGACUCUUGCCGGUAUGGCUGCUCGCUGCCGUGGAGUUACUACACCCCGGCGAAAUGCUUCAGAGAGUCCCGAUAGGUCUCCUUCCACACCUCAGUCCUCCCUCAAGACCCCUCUCACGGAUGACUCCUCCGACGUCUCUCCUUCAUCACUAGACACAUCACAUGAUGUCUGGUCCCGCAAAUUGAUGAAGCAUUCCAACCUCAAGCCAAGACCUGACCGACUCACAGUCGAGCUAGGAGUUUCCGAGGUGGAGGCCAUCUACCCAGCAUCUGACACCCAGACGGCGUUCCUGCUAGAAGCACAAAAAUGGCCACGCUCGUACUACGCAUGGACAUUCUUCGAGUUGGACGACUGCGUUGCACCGAGCCAUGUCCAAGCCGCUUGUCAGACAUUAGUCGACCGUCAUCCCAUUUUGAGAACCAGCUUCCAUCUCAAACACGACCGAUGCUUCCAGGCAGUACACACCACAGGAUCCAGGGCUGACUUCAAGGUCAUGAUGUCACAGGGCCUACCAGAUGAAAUGUGCUCCGUCAUUGACAAGGACGUCGAUCAACCUGUUCGAUUCGGACAGAUCCCCACGCGGUUCAGACUCUUGAUCGACCCUGAGAGUGGGCUUCGAACAAUCGCCAUGGGCUUGUCUCAUGCUCAAUACGAUGGCUUCUCUCUCACAACCAUCUUCAACGACCUCCGGUCAGCCUACUGCGGUCUUCUUGCUGGACCUACUGCCUCUCCAGGCUACCACCGUUUCAUCCAACAUACGCUCGAGCUUUCCAACGAAACGACGGGCACCUUCUGGCGGGAGCUGCUACUUGACUCCACUUUGACCAUGGUUUCUGACCUGCCCCUGUCAACUCAACAGCCUGUCAUGAGUGAUAGUUGGAUGCAGACCGUCCCCUUCCAGUUCAAAAAGCCCCAUCACGCAACUUACAAUUACGGAACGCUGCUGAAGGCUGCAUGGGCCCUCACACUCUCCUCUUUCUCUGGAUCAACUGAUGUGGCAUUCUGGAAUCUUGUUUCCGGUCGCUUCGCGCCAUUUGAGGGCGCGCAAGAGGUGAUCGGGCCCUGCAUCAACUUUGUCCCCGUUCGAGUCCAGUUCAACGCCAGCCAGCUCGUGUCAGAUCUUGUGGUCAAUAUCCACGAACAGCAAAUCCAGAGCAUUCCAUUUGAGGCUACACCAACCAACCGCAUCAUCGAGCAGGCUCAGUGGCCCAAAUCUUCCUCCAGCCUUGGCACAAUCUUCCAGUACCAGAAUAUUCCGGACCCCAAGGAGCCUACGGUUGAGGCUAGCACACCUUGGACAGUCAAGGGGGGUGCCGUCUAUGGCGGAGGCCUUUUGCAGUCCGGGGCAUGCUGGUUGUUGGCAUGGCCAGAGAAAGAUGGACAAGCGUCAUUCCGAUUCACCUACAGUCCCCAGACACUCUCGUCCUCCGCCGCAAAGUCUCUCGUAGAAACAUAUCUGAGUCUUGUUCAUGCCAUCAAUGAGCUACCCGAACAGACGGUGGCUUCUAUCCUGCGUCCCACAACCAACACAUUGUCAGCUCAAGCACCUGAGCCCCUUCAAGCACAACCCUCAUCCACAGAGAUUACAGGCGCAGCACGGUCCCUAUCGGCUCAGAUUGAGUCCUUCUGGAAAGAGAUUCUUGAGAUAUCACACCCCAUCGAUCUCGAUCAAUCGAUCUUUGACUUGGGUGGAGAUUCUCUGAAGGCGGCUGAGCUGGCAGGCCAUUGCGAAAAGGCGGGCUUCGACUUGAGGAUGCAGGAUGUUCUCGAUUUUCCCACACUUCGCCUUCAGACACUUCUUCUGUUGGGUCAUGCCUCGCGUCCAGAACGCACCAUAGAGAUACUGCACAUCUAA